Messenger RNA from Polistes canadensis, 760 nucleotides. Its product is annotated as chromosome transmission fidelity protein 8 homolog. The transcript is spliced from 2 exons. The record is from RefSeq and is a predicted model, not a curated record. The coding region runs from base 219 to 566 and encodes 115 amino acids. Lineage: Eukaryota; Metazoa; Arthropoda; Insecta; Hymenoptera; Vespidae. Gene Ontology annotation, cellular component: Ctf18 RFC-like complex. Gene Ontology annotation, biological process: mitotic sister chromatid cohesion.
UAUAGAGAAAAUGUAUAUAGUGACAUCUAGAAAGUAUUUUAUACAGAAUAAAAACAUUGUAACUCUGAAAUCAAAGCAAUAAUUUUUGACGAAGGUAGAUAUAUAAAUUUAUUUUGUUGUAUCGUUAUAUUAAUAAAAUCAAAGUUAGGUGAAUAAAUAAUAUAUAUCAUACUUCAUAUAUUUAUAUAUCUGGUGUACCUAACGUGAAAUUAAUUACAAUGAUAAUACCUAUUAAACGUGAUCAAGAUGUACAAGAAUGGGCUAUCGUAGAAUUGAAAGGUGAAUUAUCAUUCGGUACAAAAGACAUAACAAACAGUCAUUAUAUAGGUGAUUUUCAUUUUACUAAAUCUGGAAUACCAAUGCUUAUAAUUGGUAUUCAUGUAAUGCAUGGAAAAGAGAUGGCUCUUACAAAGCCUAUUGCAGUUUUAAAAAAAAAAUCAGUGUCUUCGACCAAUCAAUUAGGGGAAGAAGAUUGCAAGACCGAAUAUACCAUUCAAGCAAUAGUAAAUAAGAAAAUUGUUUUUAAAUUUCGACCUAAGCCUAUUAUAAAUAAUAUAGAAGUAUAAAGAAAUAUUUUGAAAAUUAUCAUGCGUAAAAGAAAUAUUAAUGGUAUUAAAUUAUCAUGUAUUUACAUAGUUUAUAAAGAUAGUUUUCACAUAGUCUAUUAAGUCAUUAUAAUUGAUGUUGUUCCAUAAAGUUGUACAAACUUAGAUUUAUUUAUCGAUAACUUAAAUAAGUAAUUAAAAAUACAGAAGUCUUA